AGAUCUAACAACCGUCAACCUCAACGAACCAAUCAGCGGUCAGCAUCGAAACGACCACAAGUAGCACAUUUGAAUGCGCCAGCGAAUGAGAAAGCAGCAACGAAGAGCCGCGACCAAUCGAGCGAACACACCUGAAGGCGGCGCGUCGUGUCAGAGUCAGACUCGAGAGUAUAUGAGGAACCGCCUGCAGCCGAUAUAUAGAACGUCCUGUCAGUGGAGUCGACGGCUUUCACGUCGGUAGUGCGCGGUCACGAGUGAGAUACUCGUUCCUACGAAGACCCAAGGAGUGUGCGUAUCAGCCCAGCCUCACGUUAUCCCACGCGCACGUACCGUCGUCCGUCGUCCGUACGCGUACGUCCCUGUCGCCGAAAACACUUGGCCUGUCGGACAUCUCGUGACCCGCGCGGGGCAAGGCAAACGCCGCGGCCACUCGCUGCUCCCAUGAGCCAGCCGUCGUAAUGAGAACUGCUGAUCGUCACCGUCGCCGUCGCCGUCACCGUCAUCGAGUGCCAGUCUCCGCCGACGUUCAACCUCGCUACAUACUAUCGCCCGUGAACAGCCUCUUCCCCCGCACGUCGCCGAGGUGGUGGUGGUGCCCGUGAGGACGAUGCUCCGCGUCGCGGAGAAGCGUCAUCGUUAGUGCCGUGGCGUCUCCUCUGGCUUACGCGCGUCUCGCAACGGUUGGCUGAUGGAUUCCGUGUGAGAGGACAGACGAAUGAGAAGGACAGAGAGGGAGGGGGAAGAGAGAAAGAGAGAGAGAGAGAGAGAGAGAGAGGAGUCAAGCGAGAACCUUUGCGGCAGCAGACGUGCAUCGUCCUUCGCGUGGGCUACGUCGUCCUCGAGGAGAGACAGAAGGUCUUAAUCUCGAGGCAUCAAACAGUCGCUGAUAAAGUUUCGCGUUAGAGCUGAGAGACAUGGACAGUUCCGAGGAGCCGACCAGCUUGCAGUCGAUAUGCCAUCUACACGCCUCGGAGUUGUUCCCGAAGCAUUCGCACUUCGAGUGCGAGGACGAGACGUUGACGAUCCCGUUUACGCCGCUGAGCGGAGAGUCGGUCGUGGCACUGGGACGCACGUCGGACGGGGUUCUGGCGCUCUCGAAUUACAGACUCUACUUGCAAUUAAGUCAAGCGUGUUACAACAUACCUCUGGGUCUCAUCGAGCAAUUGGAAGUCAAGGAAAUUUUCUAUUUGCACAUCGGAUGCAAAGACGCACGCUCUGUAAGCUGCGCAUUUUCCACUAACGAACAUUGUUUGGAGUGGUACAAACGAUUACACAAAGUGACCUACCCGCGGAAGAAUGUAGAGGAUAUAUUUGCGUUCGCCUAUUAUGCAUGGUCCGUAGAAGAGGGGAAAGAUUAUCCUAGGCUCGGGAAAGAUAAUGGUUCUUAUAUUACCACUUUUAAUUCGGAGGUCGAGCGAUUAAAGUUCAAUUUACACGGUACAUGGCGCAUAAGUCAAAUAAAUAAGGAUUACCGGAUGUGUCCAUCCUAUCCGCCACAGCUUUUGGUUCCUGCAUGCAUUUCCGAUGAAACCCUCGAGACUGUUGCCAAAUUUAGAAGUUCCAGGCGAAUUCCGGCCGUUGUAUGGAGGCAUGUGAACAACGGCGCGGUGAUAGCUCGCAGUAGCCAGCCGGAGGUUGGUUGGCUCGGCUGGAGAAGUUCCGAAGAUGAAGAUCUUCUAAAGGCUCUCUCAGACGCGUGUAACUAUGAUAAGGGCGAAUGCACGAUGAUAGAUUCUCCCAUCAUAUACUCCGAUGCCGGUGAUGAUACGAUUACGCCAAAUCCACCUAAGAAAGUCUUAAUCGUCGACGCUAGAUCGUACACGACAGCCGUAGCGAAUCGGGCGCGCGGCGGCGGUUGCGAAUGCCCCGAGUAUUAUCCAAGUUGUGACAUACAAUUUAUGAAUUUGCCGAACAUUCACUCGAUACGGAAGAGCUUUCACGCGCUGAGGCAGCUCUGUGCGUCGGACGCGGACCAGCCAAAUUGGCUGAGUUUGCUAGAAGGAACGCGAUGGUUACAACAUAUGUCGGGCUUGCUACGGGCAGCAGUCACCGUGGCGUCCGCGAUAGAGAGGGAUGGUCGACCGGUAUUAGUGCAUUGCAGCGACGGCUGGGACAGAACACCGCAGAUCGUAGCGCUGGCACAAAUAUUGCUCGACCCGUAUUAUCGUACUAUGGAGGGAUUCCAAGUUCUAUGCGAGAGAGAGUGGUUAGACUUCGGACACAAGUUUGCGGACCGAUGUGGCCAGACUAUUGGCUGCGACGACCCCAACGAGCGUUGCCCAGUAUUCCUUCAGUGGCUCGACUGCGUCCACCAGUUAAUUCUGCAGUUUCAGUGUAGUUUUCAAAUGUCCGCUGCGUAUCUCGUAAAACUGGCGCAGCACACGUACUCACAGCUAUUCGGCACAUUCCUGUGCAACACCAGGCAGGAGAGGCGGCAAUUGAAAAUACGCGAACGUACGUUCUCCGUCUGGCGUUUCCUCAACUCCACUUCGUUCGUGAAUCACUUGUACUCACCGUUGAAGAAUCAAGUAUUGUGGCCAAGUUGCAACGUGCGCGACCUCGUCUUAUGGUCCGAGGUGUAUUUAGGCUCAAUGGAAUCCUCGCUCAGUGUCAAAGACGACAAACAGAGGGUGACGAUGAUAGACAUCGAAGGCGGCGACAGCGAAGAGCCGCAGGGGCAAAUGACGAAGACGAGGUCAUACGGCGACCUCAUGCACGCACCCGACCACGCGGCUUAUCUGCACCGAAGGCUUAGCGAUCCAAGUAUUUCCAUGGAGAAGUAUGUAAUCGACGUGGACCACCAGCGGACGCGGCGACAAGUCCCUGCGCGUGACGUACAAAAAUUCGAUUCUCUGACGCUUGAGACUGAAACGGAUCAGAAGGAUGCAAAGAGCGUAGACGUGGAUAAUAAGAAUGAAGCCGCGAGCGAAAACCUAUCGGAGACUGAUAUUAACUUAACGAAAUGCAACGCGAAUCAAACAUCCAGCGAUUCGCCCGCCAAUCCGUCGGUAGACAGCUCCACCGACACGCUGAUACCCAAUAACGACUCGGUCGUGCCCGCGACGAAUGACGAGAAGGAAGUGUCACAGGCGAAUUUGUCGCGGGACAUCGUGUCGCCGUGGAUCGAAACCGGCACCACGGCGGGACGUGGCGCUGCCUGCUCGUCGUGCAUUCGCAAUCACAACGAGGGUAGUGACGUGAGUGACACCAGCGCCCCACUAAUAUCAAGAACUCCCAGUAGCAUAUGUCCAGCUUCUCCGACCCAUCAGGACGUCAUACUAGAUAAUCCUGACUGGCUGGACGACGUUGAUGGUCUUCCCGUCAUAUGUUGCGACGUCCAAAUGCGAAUACAACAGAUUAUCGUAGAGCAUAAGUUAAAGGAGGAAGCUUUGAGGAAGGAAUUACACACGACGAGGUUGGCGCUGUUGAAACAAGUAUGCAAUCACAAUCACAAUGUAGAUACCGAUCGCAUCGACGACAUCGGCUCGUUACCGGACUCCGUAGGAAGCGUCGGUGAACACGGUGAGUCCUUGCCGUCGGACAUGUCGUGGGAAGCGGUGGACGAGCUGGCUCCGGCGCCUACCCUCUGGGUGCCCGAUCACGCUGUGACUCAGUGCAUGGGAUGCAACACGAAAUUCUGGCUCGGUAGACGUAAGCAUCACUGCAGAUGCUGUGGUAAGAUCUUCUGCGCCGAUUGCUCCGAGAACUUCAUCCCGCUGCCUAGCGAGCAGCUUUACAAUCCCGUGAGAGUAUGCAGCGACUGUUUCUCGCGUGUGCAACCCCCCCACAACGCGAGCUCCUGCCAAUGCAACGCCCGUCAACAUCAAAGCAAGACGGAGAAUGAAAACGAGGUGACACCUCCGACGGCGGCGAUCAACGGCGGUGAGACAACGCUACAACCGUCUCCGUUGCAGACGUGCCUGAGAAUGAAAAACCUGCCCACGACGAAGGACACUUGCUGCGACAACCUGCUGCAGGCGUCGCAUCAGAAAGCGCAACCGUCCGUCACAGCGGCCACGGCGAACUGAGAAACUUGGUCCUCGCGACGAAGAUACGAGCGAGAGAGAAAACCGAGGGGAGGAGGCCCGUUAGGGAUGUAGUCCCCGCUUUUGCCGAUCGAUUGCCGUGAGCGUCGUCUAACUAACGCGCGACGCUCUCGUCGCCGUCGGAUUUCUACACGGAUUUUGUGACUCGCGUUGACUCGUACGCGAUACACGCGGACUAACUACUGCGUCUAGAUUCUCCUAAACGAUCUAAUAUUUAUUGCUAGGGUAAUGAUUUGUACGCCAAGAAAUGUAUAGCGGGUGACGGAGAGACUCUGCGGUCUGUUCUCGCGCAGAGGAAUAAGAAAAAGAGAGGGAGAGAGAGACAGAGAAAGAGGAAAGGAGAGAGCGCGAGAUAGGAUCAGUAUACGAGGUUGUAAAUAUCUUAGGAGUAUCUCGAACUACGAUUUCCGGCUUCUUCUGAAAGAAAGGAGAGAUCCUCCGAGCGCUUACCUGUUUCCAGGUAUCUCCCCACGCUGUGAGGAUGUUGAAAGUGGCAAGUUUAAGGACAGGCUGUGAUUGACGUCUACUUUAAAGAAAAAAAAAAAAAGAAAGAAACAAAAGAAAAGCGCGACUACAUACGGAAUGUGAAAAAUGCUAAUUAAUUGUCAAUUGAUUAUGAGAUGAAAACGGAUUAAUUAGCAAUCAGAUUGGGGGGCAGAGGGAGAAAGAGACGACGAGACCGUAUUUCUUAUAUUGCCGCCGAGCUGUACGAGAGAAUUGGGAUAAUUAAAUAUCAUUAUCGCAUUGCACGUAUCUGUCGGACUCGCAUCUCCAGGACCUACAUUAUCCGUUGAUCCUUCCUACUGUUGUCGGUGAAUGUGCAUCGUCCCGAAAAAGUUGGAAUCUCGAAGUCUGAGAAGUGGAAAGAUUUCUCGAAAGUCAUAAUUCUGAGGUAUAAAUAAAAUUGCUUCAGGGAAAGACUUGCGAUUGCAAGUUCAAAGAAGAGAACCAAUAGAUUUGGAAGAAGGUGGUGUGUCAAAUAUCCAGAAAUUAAACGUGGAGAUUAAAGGCACAUUAGAUAGAAAAAAAAAAGGAAAAUUAAUAGAUAAUAACGUAUCUAGCUCUGUAAGACAACUAUAAUAUAUUUCGUAUCAAACUGUAUUUCAGGAGAUUAUUGCAGUAUUCGGAUCUUGGUAUUAUGACUUUUCAAGAUGCUGUCACACUUCUUAGAUUUCGAUAAAUUCUUUUACGGGACAGUAUAAUCGAUUGAUUGAGAGUUGCAAUACUUUUCUUCGGUGAGUCUUGUGACGUAUUCCAUACCCAACGGAAUCCGAAAUGUAUUUCUCGUAAAUAACUAAAGAAACAAAGUCUUCUACUGGAUAAGCUGUACGUCACGAAACUAUUAAAAAAAAAUCUCGCAGCCUUUAAUCAACGAUUGUACACGUAUCCACAUACACACAUACAUACACAUCCUAUUAUUCAGGUCUAUUGUAUACAUCCCGAAAGGAUACUCGUCAUUUCUAUUAGGUCUCGCAAUUGUUACACUUUGUUAUAUGUAAGAAUCGGUCCGCACGAAUUUAAGUAUGUUACGUAUCUGUUUGUUAUAUUGAUUUUAUCGCUUUAGUCCGCUAAAACAGGCGAGAUACGCUUUAUAUUUCAGGUCGAAACGCGAAAGAUUCGACUGAGCUUUUCGAUCAUGGAUAUUUGACAAAUAAAUGAACGAUGCGUGCACGAA
Molecule: messenger RNA, 5721 nt
Organism: Harpegnathos saltator (Jerdon's jumping ant)
Lineage: Eukaryota; Metazoa; Arthropoda; Insecta; Hymenoptera; Formicidae
Product: myotubularin-related protein 3
Exons: 16
Coding region: 915-4028 (1037 amino acids)
Biological process (GO): regulation of autophagy; phosphatidylinositol dephosphorylation
Cellular component (GO): cytoplasm; membrane
Molecular function (GO): metal ion binding; phosphatidylinositol-3-phosphate phosphatase activity; phosphatidylinositol-3,5-bisphosphate 3-phosphatase activity
Source: RefSeq, a predicted model, not a curated record